Messenger RNA from Zea mays, 1704 nucleotides. RefSeq names its product myosin heavy chain-related. NCBI's taxonomy places the organism in Eukaryota, Viridiplantae, Streptophyta, Magnoliopsida, Poales, Poaceae. The transcript is spliced from 14 exons. The coding region runs from base 17 to 1378 and encodes 453 amino acids. The record is from RefSeq and is marked predicted.
CGAGGGGCUCGCGGGGAUGGGGAUCUCGAGGCCCCUUGUGAUGGCGAUGGCGGUGGCGCUGCUGAUCGCCGUCGCCGGUGCGACCGCCGAGGAGCAGGAGCCCCUGCUGGCGGCGGACGCGGUGGCCGGCGCGGUGGAGGCGGCGCUCGGGGAGGUGGAGACCGCGGCGCUCAGGGCCGAGCUGGGGCAACUCCGGGCGAAGAUCUCGGCGCUAGAGUCAGACAUAGAAGAGCGAUCUCAAGAACUGAAGAAUAAGGAUGAUGCCAUCAUGAACCUGGAGAAAGCCAUUGAAGAGAAGUCAAAGGCUAUUACCUCUAUGCUGGACGAGAUUGCUUCCCUCCAGGCAAAAGGGUCUGUAGCUGCCGAGGAGCAGGCUAACAAGGCCAAUGCCAAGGUUGUUGAGCUUGAGAAGCAGGUUGACAAGAUCAAAAAGGAUAUUGAAGCACAAAGCAGCCAGAAAGCAGCACUAGAGUAUAGGGCCAACGAUGCAGAGAAGAAGGUGGAAGUACUGAAUGAAAAGCUUAAUACAAUCCAAAAGGAAAGUGAUGAGAAAAAACGCAAAAUCAAGAAGACAGAACGUGCUCUUAAAGUCGCUGAGGAGGAAUUAAUGAGGUUGCAGUUAGAAGUAACUGCUAAAUCAAAACAGCUGUCAGAGGUUCAUGGAGCAUGGUUACCACCUUGGCUAAUGGCACAAUAUGCUUGUUAUGCGGAGGUUGUCUCAGGUCACUGGGAUCAACAUGGGAAACCUGCUGUGCAGAAUUUUUUGCAUAAGGCAUCAGAAAAAUCAGCACAGGCAAAGAAAUGGGCUGAACCUCAUAUCGAGACUGCUAAGAUGAAAUGGAUUCCUGUUAAGCAGAAAUUGGUUGCCCUCAAGAAAAAUGCAGAACCUUAUGUACAAAAGGUAUCAACAAGAUCAGUAGAGUUUUACGAGUCAUCAAGGGAUGCUGUGACACCUCAUGCUGUCAAAGUUAAAGUGUUUGUUCAUUCCUACUACCAGAAAGCCAAGAAGUUUUCUAAGCCUUACAUUGAUCAAAUUGCUGAGAUUACUAAACCACAUGUUGAGAAAAUUAGAACUACUCUGAAGCCAUACACUAAGAGAGCAGUUCAUGCAUAUGGGUCAUUUCUCAAGUCGGCAACCACAUACCAUCGACAGGCUCAAGCAAGCAUCAUGGACUACCUUCACCAGCAUGAUAUAACAAAAUCAUUGGCAACUAAGGAGUUAGUUUGGUUCCUGGCUUCUGCUUUGCUGGCUCUGCCUGUCUUCAUUAUAUACAGGCUUCUAGUAGGGACCUUCUGCUCCAAAAAGAAUAAAAGGCCUCGUAGUAGUAAUGGUAACCAUGGCCACAAGAGAUACAAGCGGCGACAUGCUGACAAGUAGAUCAGUUUACUGAACACUUUAGGGUUCAGUAUGCUGUGUACCGUGGCAGAUCUUUGAGCAGGAUUGGGUCAUGGGCACCCUUACCUUGAAAGCAUUGUACACCACCAACAUACUCUUCUCUUUUGCAUUUUCGUCCCAGGUGUAAUAUGGACUUCAGUGCAGCAGACCUUUUAUCUGCACUUUGCUGGGUUCAUGUGGUUAUGCCUCGGCCUUUGUUUGAUUGGUCAUUUGUUUAUUGUAACUUGUGAAUGCGUUUGAAUUUGUAUGCUUGUUCUUGUCGGCGACCUACAUUCGAACUUAAUACUUAUGUAUACAGUGGUUGGUUU